This is a messenger RNA of Paramecium octaurelia, 285 nucleotides long. NCBI's taxonomy places the organism in Eukaryota, Ciliophora, Oligohymenophorea, Peniculida, Parameciidae. The record is from the annotation of a GenBank genome assembly.
AUGCCUUUGGGUAUUCAGCAAGUAUUGAAUUCUUAUAGUGUUAUGAAAUUAACAUGUUAAGAUUUUGGAUGUUGGAAGGGAGUAAAGAAUAACCAAAUUGCAAUUCUAUGCUAUGGGAUACGAUGGAAUAAGAGAAACAGAAAUUUUAGAUUGUUUGCUUAACCUGUAGUAUUAGCAAAAUUUUCUAAUUAACGAGCGUUCAAAAUAAUAUUGUAUAAUAAGGGAGGGAAAACUGUAGAUUCCUUUAUAUCAAUCAUUAAAAUUUAAGACUAUUAUUCUUGUUGA